Molecule: messenger RNA, 2758 nt
Organism: Ananas comosus (pineapple)
Lineage: Eukaryota; Viridiplantae; Streptophyta; Magnoliopsida; Poales; Bromeliaceae
Product: pentatricopeptide repeat-containing protein At2g33760
Exons: 7
Coding region: 1-1863 (620 amino acids)
Biological process (GO): RNA modification
Molecular function (GO): RNA binding; protein binding; zinc ion binding
Source: RefSeq, a predicted model, not a curated record
AUGACUGGUUUAUCUACUGUUGUUGCAUUCGCCUUUGUCGUGCAACUGUCUUUGUUAUCGAGAACUAUCAUUAUAGUUGAACUAAAAGCCCUCGCCUUUCCCGCCCUUCCUCUUCCCACUCUCCGACGUACGCGCCGCCCCCUACGCCCGCCGCCUCCUCGCCUCCGUCCCCCGCCCCGACCCCUUCCUCUUCGCCUCCCUCAUCCGCUCCGCCGCCCGCUCCGCNCCGGCGCCUCCCUCCCCCUCCUCACCACCCUCCUCUCCCUCGCCUGCGCCGCCCGCGCCGCCCCCUACGCCCGCCGCCUCCUCGCCUCCGUCCCCCGCCCCGACCCCUUCCUCUUCGCCUCCCUCAUCCGCUCCGCCGCCCGCUCCGCCCUCCCCCUCCACGCCCUCCUCUUCUACCGCCGCUCGCUCCGCGCCUGCCUCCCCCCCUCCUCCUUCGCCUUCACCUCCCUCCUCAAGUCCUGCGCCGACCUCUCCGCUUCCAAAUCCGGCCGAAUCCUCCACGCCCACUCCAUCCUCUCCGCCUUCGAUUCCGACCGCUUCGUUCAGACCGCGCUGGUCGUCUUCUACGCGAAAUGCGGGGACUUGGUCGUCGCCCGCAAGGCGUUCGAUAGAAUGCCCGCGAGAAACGCCGUCGCUUGGAACGCCAUGAUAUCAGGGUACGAGCAGAACGGCUUCGGGGAGAAGGCUAUCGGGGUUUUUCGUGAGAUGCGCGCGGCGGGGGAGGAGCCCGAUUCGGCUACCUUCGUCGGCUUGCUCUCCGCCGUUUCUCAAGUCGGCACCUUGGGUUUAGGGCGGUGGGUGGAUUCGUACAUCACGGAGAGAAAAAUGGGUGUUGACGUUGUUCUCGGGACCUCUCUCGUGAAUAUGUACGCUCGGUGCGGGCUCGUGCGUAGAGCUCGCGAGGUAUUCGACGCGCUCCCGCAAAAGAAUGUUAUCACUUGGACGGCGAUGAUUUCGGGAUACGGCAUGCACGGCUACGGCCGUCGAGCGAUCGAAUUGUUCCACAGGAUGCGAAACGAGGGCCCGCAGCCGAACGGCGUUACGUUCGUCGCGGUUCUUUCUGCGUGCGCCCAUGCAGGACUGGUUAAAGAAGGACGCGAGGCCUUUGCAUCUAUGAAGAGGGAUUACGGGUUGGUUCCCCGAGUAGAGCACCUUGUUUGCAUGGUUGAUUUGUACGGGAGGGCCAGACUUCUUGUUGAUGCGAUGCGAUUCAUUAGGGAGUCGAUAGUAGGAGAGCCGGGGCCCGAAGUUUGGACAGCUAUGCUCGGGGCCUGCAAGAUGCAUAAGGAUUUAACUCUUGGAGUAGAGGUGGCCGAACGGCUUCUAGCUGUCGAGCCUGAUAACCCGUCUCAUUAUGUUCUUCUUUCUAAUAUAUUUGCGUUAGCAGGUAGGAUGGAUCGAGUCGAGAGGGUAAGAGAUAUCAUGAUCCGUAAUGGUUUGAAGAAGCAAACUGGGUAUAGCUCGACUGAGAUCAAUGGUACGACCCAUGUGUUCCGGAUGGGCGAUACAUUUCACCCACAAACUGCUGAGAUUUAUAAAUAUUUGGAGGAAAUGAUACGUAAAAUUAAGGAAGCGGGGUAUGUGGCAGAAACCGACUCGGUGUUGCAUGAAUUGGAAGAAGAGGAGAGGGAGGUUGUGCUUAGGUUUCAUAGUGAGAAGUUGGCUGUGGCAUUUGGGCUAAUGAGUACGAGUGACAUGACUCCAAUCAGGGUCAUAAAGAACCUUAGGAUGUGUGACGAUUGCCACCUCGCCAUCAAGUUUAUGUCAGCUGUUGUGGGUAGAGAAAUAGUAGUCAGAGAUAAGCAUCGCUUCCACCAUUUCAAAGAUGGCAAUUGUUCUUGUCAGGACUUUUGGUGACUCUCUUAGUUAUUAGUUAAUCAUCAAGGUACGCGAGAUUUACGUGUCAUCUAUCUGAAGAUGGAUGCAAUGAUUCAUUGUUUUGAAGGGUAAAUGAGUUGAAGCAUGAAAAUCAUCACUACGCAUAUUUAUCCUUGUAACACAUGGGGACCUGUAAACUACAAUGCCUCAUGGAAGAAGCAACUUCAUAAAGCAUAAAUUAUUAUAAGGUUCUCAUGUUCUUGGUUGUAUGAUUAUUGUCUCAUUGAGAUCACAAUGAUAGAGUAAACGAAGUUAUUGCCCUUCACUGGAGAUAGUUUGCAUUGGAUUAGGUCGAUGAUGGUGAAGUCCUUGGAGCUUCUGCUUUUUGAAAUGGUUAAAAGCUGGGCCUAGGGACAACAUUAAAGUGACAAGUAUCAGAAUGCAAGUGACGGGUCCAAUGGACAGAGUCAUGAACAUGGUGAUCAAGCAGAUAGCAAGGAGCCCACCACCAAUGCAACCCCAGGAGGUUCUCCACCCCGAAACCAGCUGGAUUCCUCACCACCGACUGCCGAUACGAUCCAGAGCUCACCGAACGGAAAGCACGCUUCUGUAAAUGAAGUGAAGCUGCUACCGCCGCCUCCAGGGGCGGAGGCUAAGUCCUUGCACCAGGGGAGUGGCGAACUAGUCGGCCGACCGUGGACUACCGGACUCUUCGACUGCACGGGCAAUCAGUCUAAUAGUAGUAAUGCAGAUCAUUCAAUCUCAUAGGCUGUAGCAAAUGUUUUGGAGUACUAAACUUGGCCAAGUUUGGAUUACUUUUUCUUUCUUUUGAGGCAACAUUUUUAACAAUAAUAUGAUGACUCGGUACCUGAAAUUUUUGAACAUGGAAGUUUCUGUGUUCAUGUUAAACUAUCAUCCCAAAUUUUUGGCUCUA